This is a messenger RNA of Malassezia vespertilionis, 1815 nucleotides long. RefSeq lists its product as uncharacterized. The transcript is spliced from 2 exons. The record is from RefSeq and is a predicted model, not a curated record. Lineage: Eukaryota; Fungi; Basidiomycota; Malasseziomycetes; Malasseziales; Malasseziaceae. Bases 1 to 1815 code for a protein of 604 amino acids.
AUGGCGGAUACGGCGCAUACUGCAGAUGCUGCCCAGCUGCACGGUUCGCAGCCGCCGUCUGCGCAGUUUGCUACGCCGACUAUUCCAGUAUCGACCGAUGCUAUCCAGGGCGAUGCGCCUCGGCCUCCUGCGGACAAUCCGUCCAGCUUGUUCACGCAUGCAUCCCAUCCCAACAUCACACGGAGUGCAUCGCUACUUAUCUCGAAAAGCCUGAUCGAACAGAGCCCCAUGCAGGCUGCGGGCGCGCUCAUUACGCUCCUCAGCAACUCCUCUCCCGUCGAUCCACUCGUACUGCAUCCCACGACCCCAGAUGAGCGACUCACAGUCGUCCAGCUCAUGCGCCGAUUCGGCACGCCAGCGUACUUUACGAGCUUUGCGCAAGACAUUCGAGGGCGGGCGAUCCUCGCCGCAUGGCUCAGCGAUGCCACACCGCCGCGGAAAGCCGAGGUAGAGGACCAGAGCGAGCGGUUCAAAGACGUGCUCGUCCCGGUAUUGGAGUUGCUCCAAGUAUUGCCUAUUCAGCUGGAGCAUUUGAAGGACCACAUCGGGCUGGGAAAGCUUAUCACCGGCACGCAAAAAAGAGCACGGAGUGAGCAAGCUAGGUCGCUCGCAGACGCAAUCAAGGAUAAAUGGAGCGCGCUGGUGUCGGUCAGGCCGUCGCCGCCCGCGCCGCAGCGCGCCGCAACGCCACCCACAUCUACAAAACGGGUUGCUGCUUCUGCACCCACUACGGACACCGCAAAGCGGCCUAAAAGUACGUCUGCACAAGCGGCACGCCCCCCAAACACCCUAUUGUCCUCGUCGACCAACGCGCGUGCUUCUGCAGCGACAGAGCGGCGAAGCUCGCCGCAAAUUCACGAUGUGCCUGCCAAAGCGCCGGUCGCACGAACCACCGCGGCUUUGGAGCCGAAGCGCAACACUCGCACGGCAGCCAAGACGAACAACAACGCCUCUAAAGACCUUGCGAGUUUCAUGUCCUUGAUCGACCAGCCGCAAGCGCCCAUGAGCCACGCCAAACCGGAAGCCUCUGCACACGCGCAGGUCCAGCGGAAACGCAAAAAGGCUGUGCACUGGAAGGACCACGAUGGAAUGGCGCUUGUAUCGAUCAAGCUCAUCGAGCCAGCUGUGUACGACGACGAAAUGUACCAUGGCGCAAAAGGUGUCGGUGCGCUGGAUAUGGAAGAAGGCGGCGCUUUCCGCCAGGCACACGCCGAAAUGGAUGAGCAGAUUGACUGGUACACCCCAGUAGAACCAUACCUGCCCGACCCCCCCUCUGGGCCUCUGCCCGAGCGCGGUUCGGAAAGCGAUACCAAGGAAGCGCAAGAAGAGCGCGAGCAUGCGGUCGAGGAAGCCGUCUAUCCUACCGCUGCAGCGAUUCCCCCCACGCCAGAGGAGCCAGAGGAAAUUGUUUUAUCGUUUGCUAGCAUGGCGCCGCCGCCGGCCUCCAUGACGACCGGUACGGAAAUUGCGCCAUUCCCCGCGCGAUCAACGUCGCCCUUGCCUGCUACAGAGACUAUGGUACCGCCCGUGCCGCCCCCUGAAUUCAUGGCAAUGAUGGCCCAAAUGGCUGCUAUGCAGGGCGGCCCAGAUAUGCCGCCGUGGAUCGCAGCUGGCGGACCGCCCAUGCCGCCGUUUGAUCCUAGCAUGAUGCAAUCCUUUAUGCAAGCCAUGCCAGGGCCAGAUAUGCCGAUGCCGAUGCCCAUGGGCGGUGCCAUGCCUGGCUUCCCCUUUCCUAUGCCGCCGCCCGAGAUGAUGGCACAAAUGGGCAUGCCGUUCCCAGAACAUGCCGAGGAGAACGGCCGAGGGGCGAGAUAA